AUGGAAACAGCAUCAUCAUCAAUACCUCACAUAUCACAACAUGAUCAAUUAGUAUCCCUAAUCAGCAACAUUACAUGUGCAAAGAGUAGUUCACUCUCAUUUAUAAAAGGCUUUAUUCUCGGGCAACUCAGUGUCAUUGUGGUGGUCGUCUUGGUAUUGCGGUAUUUGUUUACAGAGGACGUCAAGCGCGUGAACAAGCGCUACAUUCCAUCGAGAUUAUCAACAACACCACCCUCACGAGCAGCCAUUCCGUUACCGAAUGACCACAUUACAUCGAAAACGUAUUACGAUAUGAUGCACCAUCCACCAGAAAGCACAGAUUGGCUCAAUGUCCUGUUGGCACAAGCCAUCUUACAGUACAGAGAGGAUGCCAAGAUCAAUGGUCGUUUGAUUUUAGCUGUGGAUGAUAUCUUGAAUGGUGGAGUCAAGCCAAAUUUCUUGGGCCCUAUUCAUGUCACAGAGCUCAAUUUGGGCGAAGAGUUUCCGAUAUUCAGUAAUGCCAGAAUUAGACGAUCGGACGACGUGGGGUCUAUGAGAGCUGAAAUAGAUUUCGAGUACAAUGAUCAGGUAACAUUGGGUAUCGAGACACAGCUUAUUCUCAACUGGCCCAAGCAAGCAUUUGCAGCACUUCCCAUCUCGCUGGUGCUGUCAGUGGUGCGAUUUUCUGGCACGUUGACGAUCGAGCUCAUCAGUCCUCCAGCAACAACAACUCAACCCGAGAUACCCCUUGAACGAUACAUUGCCAUCUCAUCCCACUCAGACUUUGUACUUGAUCUCAAGGUGCAAUCGCUGAUAGGAUCUCGCACAAAGCUUGAAGAUAUCCCAAAAUUAAGAGAUUUAAUCCAGACGAAACUUAGAAAUGUAUAUAUUGAUAAACUCGUGUAUCCAACAUUUGUAAAGAUCAAGGUCCCCAACAUGUGGAAGGAUAAAAUGGAUACAGACAACGCAGCGACGUCGAUUGACAAUAGCAACAUUACUGCUACCAAUGCUACUUCCAAAUCGGCAGGUGCUACUGAAUUAGAGCCUACUGCUGCCGAGAAACUAGAGGAAUUUGUAGAGGACAUCAAAGAAGCUUAA
Molecule: messenger RNA, 1077 nt
Organism: Mucor velutinosus
Lineage: Eukaryota; Fungi; Mucoromycota; Mucoromycetes; Mucorales; Mucoraceae
Exons: 4
Coding region: 1-1077 (358 amino acids)
Biological process (GO): phospholipid transport; mitochondrion organization
Cellular component (GO): ERMES complex; endoplasmic reticulum
Molecular function (GO): lipid binding
Source: RefSeq, a predicted model, not a curated record